Molecule: messenger RNA, 2774 nt
Organism: Macrosteles quadrilineatus (aster leafhopper)
Lineage: Eukaryota; Metazoa; Arthropoda; Insecta; Hemiptera; Cicadellidae
Product: brain protein I3-like
Exons: 3
Coding region: 409-765 (118 amino acids)
Source: RefSeq, a predicted model, not a curated record
GUAGCCUAGGCCUAGGAAGGUUAGAUUUUAGAUUUUUAGAUUCUUGUCUGUUGUGUGGUGAACUGGUGUUAUACAACAACAAACUUACAUACAAACGUCAACAACGUCGUCACGUCACUACGUCAACUCGUCCUGUCCUGACAAGGAAAAAGGUAGAAAUAAGAAAGCCAGGACAAGAAGUCUCAAGUAUCAAGAAAAGUUGCUUUUAUUACACAACAAGAUAAAAAGAAAAAAAUAAAUCUUAGCUUCAUAAAUAUCACGCCGAUGUUAAGCUCAAGUUGUUAAACCAAAACAAAGUGCGCGAGUCCUUUUUUUAUAAUCCUGUAAAGAGGUGAAUUGAUAUUAUUAAGCGGCCACUCUAACAUUCUUACAAUCCAAAUUUAGCUUACUUUAACUAACUACAAAAUAAUGUCCGAGACUGACAAACUUAAGGCAACCAAUCCUCCACCACCUUACACUCCUGUGGGGUCUAACGUUGCCUACAAUCCACAGUAUGCAUCUCAGCCACCUCCAGGGUUUCAAGCAUACCCUGUGCAGUCAGCACCUGGUCCUACUUCUGGUUAUGGAGCAACCACCGUUGUCAUCACUCAACCCAACGACAUCAUCAUAGUGGGUGGCUGUCCAGCUUGCAGGGUUGGUGUGCUCGAGGAUGACUACACAUGCUUGGGUAUUUGUUGUGCCAUAUUCUUCUUUCCUCUUGGUAUCUUGUGCUGCCUCGCGUUGAAGGACAAACGUUGCACUAACUGCAACGCUUAUUUCGGCUAGAAGAGUUCCUGCCUUACAAUUUUAACAAUAUUAUAUACCCAUUUAUUAUAGUCUGAAACGUGUGCCUUUUAUUAAAUAUCAUUAUACACUUAGUUAUAUUUUACAUGUGGUAAAACAUAGCUGAAGUUUCAACUUGGGAGCCUUUUUUUAUAAACUCUGAAGUAGACAGACUGGUCUCACUGUGUUUGUUAAGUCAAGAUUUGGCCUUAGAUUAAACUUAUAUUAAAAUCAUGAAAAAACCGAUACUUCCCCUAAAAAGUUACAAAUCAAUUGCGUCUACAGUGACAAAGGCAUUACAAACUAACCAUAAAAUAUGCAAAUGAAAAUACAAGGAAAGUAUCCAAUAUAAAAUAUAUUUAUAAACCUCAAAAUAGUAUCUAUUGUUCCUUAAUGUAAGAUUUAUUGUAGCAACUUUGUCAUGUAGCAAAAUUUUUGAAAUUGCAUUGAUAUGUGUGUAGUUCCAGGUAAAAUUUACUUCCAUAACAAAUAUUAACUGACACCUUUAGAGCCAAACUAGGUCUAAGAUUGUAAUAUGUAGGCCUCAGUUGCUGUGCUUCAUUGAUUUUUAUCAACCAGUACAAUCUUGUGAUAGCAAUAUUAGUCUUAUGUGAUAGCUGUAUGGUAAUGUAACUUGAAGAUCCAAAAAAUUGAAAUAAUUUAAAAUCUAUUUACGUUACACUCUCCUAUGAAUGAGUUUAAUAUACCUCGAUUCACAUUAUUCCAACCUUACCAAAACGCUUUUAGUUUGAAGAACAAGGUAAUCUUUCUAUCAACUGUAAUAUUCAACUGUAAAUUAUGUGUUGAAUUUUACCUCCCAACUAUAAAAAAAAAAAAAAAAUACCUCCAUUAUUAAAAAAAAUCCACUACUUUUAUAUCACCCAUUUAUAAAAGAGGGUUGUUUUGGUUUUAUUGUUGCUUUGAGUAAUUUUCUACUUAUUAUUAUUACAUUAUUUUUACUUAUUAUUAUUAUUACUAUGAGCAUGUUUUAUUCAAAUUAAAACUGUAUAGAUUUGAUACUUAAACAUCAAUGUAAAAGUUUCAUUAAUCCUAGUUUUGUUAGUGAAGUACAACCCCGCUAAUCCGUCACUUAUGGGUCCGAGACCAUAGUCGGAACAGUGAAAAGGUCAGAUUAACGGAAGGAAGAAUAUAUUAAAUGACCAUGGAAUAUAUUUUUUAAUGAUUGGGGAAGAUGGUGAUGAUGUCUACAUGACCGCAAGGGAUGUUCAGGAUUUUGCCAUAAAUACAUUUUUUCUGUGUCCGUGUAAUUUGCCUAGUAUUUGUCCACCAUCGCAGAAGACGACAAUAAUGUUCCCGUGACCGUGUGAGAUGUUUAAUAUUUGCCACUUUCAAGAGGGAUGACGAUGUUUACGUGAUCGCGGAAAAGGAUCAUUAUGUUUCCGUGAUGGCGGCGUAAAUAAGAUUUUUGUGGGAGACGGUAAUGAUUUCCACACGACAAUGGCAAAUAGUCAAGAUAUUAGUGCGGUAAGAAUGCCACGGAUAGGCAUAGGUCGUAUUAAGCACAGAGAAGUAAUAUAAAAUUUACUGAUUUUUACUGAAAUUUACUGAUUUAUAUUACUUCUCUGUGUAUUAAGUAAGGAGUCGGACUAGCCAAGUUCGGAUUAGCGGGAUCUACUGUAACUACAUUUCUACUUUAAUUACUCUUACAGAUUUUUUAAAGAAAAAUGGGCCUACUCGUUUUUAUAUAAACAAUAAUUGGUGCCAAAGGUAUUUUGAGUAAUAAAAAGAUUUAUAACAGUGAUUUAUAAAGUAUAGUGUACUUAAUUCUACUGUUAAUAUUUUACUUAUAUUAGGCCAUUUGAAAAUGUUAUUUUUGUGAAGUCUUAGAUAGUUUUUAUACCAAUAAAACACAUUUAGGAAUAGUCUUAUGACCUAUAUUUUAGCAACAAUUUAAUGUUUUGUCUUGUAUUCUAUAUUCCUGCUUGUGAGAAAUAUGUGUUAUUGCUUUAUAUUUUACUGCAGUUUUGUGUUAUAAUAAAUAAUUUAUUUUA